This is a messenger RNA of Mollisia scopiformis, 1330 nucleotides long. RefSeq lists its product as uncharacterized. The transcript is spliced from 2 exons. The record is from RefSeq and is a predicted model, not a curated record. NCBI's taxonomy places the organism in Eukaryota, Fungi, Ascomycota, Leotiomycetes, Helotiales, Mollisiaceae. Bases 239 to 1309 code for a protein of 356 amino acids.
GAGCUGAGCAUUUCAGCUCUAGAAUGUCACUCUGCUUUAAAAACAAACCUAUUUGAGAGCACCACCCUUCCAGCAGUUUUACCUCUUUAUCUCCAGUUCUGCCAGAUAGAUUGUCAUCCGAGUACUCUCGGAUAUUCUUGCCUACGUUCUCGCCUACAUUCCUUGCUCAAAUCCACCUAGUUGAGAACUCUACAAUUCAUUCCAUAGGCUCGGACAUUCUCGAAGAAGUUUAUACACAAUGUCCGCCAUCCAACUCCCAAAGGAUCAAUACGCUCACGUGGGUGCACCAUCAGAGUGGUGGUGGCACAUCGGUACCAUCUCCACGGCCGACGGAUCCCGGACCUUUGGCUUCGAAAUCAACGCUACCGGUAUAACUGGCAUUGCAUCCUUCUCUCAAAUCAGCAUCACGGAUGUCCAAAACCAGAUCCAUUACCAGAGCAGCGCCGUGUUUCCCUGGGACGCUAAUUGGGCAGAAAGCGACUCCACCAAGGCAUGGUUUGUGAACGUUGGAAAGGCUCCUAGUAAUGGAUCUGUCAGUAUGACUGGCAAUGACUUCGGACAGAAGAAUGAGAUGUCGAUUGUAGGAGAAUUCCUCGACGCGGAGACCCAAACGCCUUGUUCGAUCAAUCUGUCGCUCCAUCAAACGGGUCCUCCUCUCUUGGUAUUUGGAACGGGCGUUCACACUGAUGUCAACCCACAAGGCAAGACUCCUCUGACCAAAAACAACUAUUACUACUCAUUCACACGUCUCUCCGCCGUCGGAUCUAUCUCCAUGGGCUCAGAGAAGGUGUCGGUAGUCGGUACGACCUGGAUGGACCACGAAUACGGCGCCUUCCCCAACAACUUCACAUGGGCCCUCCAAGACGCAACCCUCGACAACGGAACCCAACUAUCCAGCUUCGCGCCCCCGGAUGCCGACAUCAAGCUCGGCCUUGCCUUUAGUUCAUUCGUCUCCAUCAUCUGGCCCGAUGGCAACAGUACCUUCGAACAAAGCGUGACGACACCACUAGGACCUGUCUGGGCAUCCUCGUUCCCUGCGAAGGGAAAAGGAAACUCCUAUUUCACGCAGUACAAAGUUGAGGUUCCAAAGUAUAAUACGGUGCUGCUGUUUACGGCGUCGAUGCCCGAUCAGGAGUUUCGGCAGCAAGGGACGGAGAAUCCGCCGGUUUGGGAGGGGGUCGCUAUCGUGGAGGGGACGUUUCGGGGGGAGAUGGUCUGUGGGACGGCGUGGAUUGAGCAGAAUUUUGGGGGUGGUGCGACUGGUGCGCUGAGAGGGGGUAGGGCGGGGUUUGUGGAUUUGAAGUUGUGAUUACGAGCAAAGGAAGGAAGG